Messenger RNA from Symsagittifera roscoffensis, 1624 nucleotides. RefSeq names its product tubulin beta chain. Gene Ontology annotation, molecular function: GTP binding; GTPase activity; structural constituent of cytoskeleton. Bases 66 to 1403 code for a protein of 445 amino acids. Gene Ontology annotation, cellular component: microtubule; cytoplasm. The transcript is spliced from 3 exons. The record is from RefSeq and is a predicted model, not a curated record. Gene Ontology annotation, biological process: microtubule cytoskeleton organization; mitotic cell cycle. Lineage: Eukaryota; Metazoa; Xenacoelomorpha; Acoela; Convolutidae.
UCAGUUGCUAGCAACUUCCACCACUUUUUCUUCGCGUGUACAAAUCAAAUUCAACCUAAUUCAAAAUGAGGGAAAUCGUUCACUUGCAAGCCGGACAGUGCGGAAACCAGAUCGGAGCUAAGUUCUGGGAGGUCAUCUCUGACGAACACGGCGUUGACCCCACCGGAACCUACCACGGAGACUCCGAUCUGCAGCUGGAGAGAAUCAAUGUCUACUACAACGAAGCUACCGGUGGCAAAUACGUGCCUAGAGCAGUCUUGGUAGACUUGGAGCCCGGAACCAUGGACUCAGUCAGAUCCGGACCUUUCGGACAGAUCUUCAGACCCGAUAACUUCGUUUUCGGACAGUCUGGAGCUGGUAACAACUGGGCUAAGGGACACUACACCGAGGGAGCCGAACUUGUCGACUCUGUCUUGGAUGUUGUCCGAAAGGAAGCCGAGGGCUGCGAUUGUCUUCAGGGAUUCCAGCUGACUCACUCUCUGGGAGGUGGUACCGGAUCCGGAAUGGGAACCCUUCUCAUCUCCAAGAUCCGAGAGGAGUACCCCGACAGAAUCAUGAACACCUUUUCCGUCGUACCUUCACCUAAGGUGUCAGACACUGUCGUGGAACCGUACAACGCCACCCUAUCCGUGCACCAGCUGGUUGAGAACACCGAUGAGACCUACUGCAUUGAUAACGAGGCUCUGUACGAUAUCUGCUUCAGAACCCUGAAGUUGACCACUCCCACCUACGGUGAUUUGAACCACCUCGUCUCCGCCACCAUGUCUGGUGUCACCACCUGUCUCAGAUUCCCCGGUCAGUUGAACGCUGACUUGAGAAAAUUGGCAGUCAACAUGGUGCCGUUCCCUCGUCUGCAUUUCUUCAUGCCAGGGUUCGCUCCUUUGACCUCGCGAGGAUCUCAGCAAUACCGAGCUUUGACCGUCCCUGAGCUGACCCAGCAGAUGUUCGAUGCCAAGAACAUGAUGGCCGCUUGUGACCCAAGACACGGACGAUACCUGACUGUCGCAGCCAUGUUCAGAGGACGUAUGUCCAUGAAGGAAGUCGACGAACAGAUGUUGAAUGUGCAGAACAAGAACAGCAGCUACUUCGUCGAAUGGAUCCCGAACAACGUCAAGACCGCCGUCUGUGACAUCCCUCCUAGAGGACUGAAGAUGUCGGCCACCUUCAUCGGAAACAGCACCGCCAUUCAGGAGCUGUUCAAGCGAGUGAGCGAACAGUUCACCGCUAUGUUCCGACGAAAGGCUUUCUUGCAUUGGUACACUGGUGAGGGCAUGGACGAGAUGGAAUUCACUGAGGCCGAGAGCAACAUGAACGACUUGGUCUCUGAGUACCAGCAGUACCAGGAUGCCACCGCCGAGGAGGAGGGCGAGUUCGAGGAGGAAGAGGAAGGCGAGGAGGCCUAAGUCACCUGUUGACAUCGAAGCAACCAAGUAUGCGAUGUUCUCCGAAUCCUUGGAAUAGGAGCGAUAUUCUAUCUUAAGUUGCUCUAUAAACUGUAACCAAGUAUGUUUUGUUCCAAUGAAAGUAAAGUUAUGUGUAAAGCAAUAUUAAAGUGUCACAAUGAUUGGAAUUUUUCGCAAAAUCAGCUUUUAGUGCGUGCAACAAAGAAUUUUUGCAGAUGAAA